UAAGAUAUAUCAAGAAGAAAGAAGAAAGAAAGAAAAACAGAAGGAAAGGAAGAAGCUGGAACCUUCCUUGUUUCUCUAAAUUGGUCUAAAGAAUGUUUUUCAAUUUCGAAUUUUCAAGAACCAUGUCCCGCACCUCCUAAACUUUCUCUCUCUCCCUCUCUAUAAGUUUCAUCCCAUCCCAUCCCAUGCUAAAUAAAUACAUCGCUAACCAGUCCAAACCGGGAUAAGCAGACAGCGGCAUUAGAACACGAUCACUAGUAUUCACCGGCAUCGAUCUUUCUUCAUCAUUAAACCAAUAACCCACUCCUGCGAACAAACCAUAUAAGAGAAAUGAGGCAACUCCGCUCUCUUGUUUUAACCUUGAGCUUUCUCCUUGUUUUUCUUUCAGCUGGGUCAUCCAAUGCGUCCUUGCUGCCAUUCGUUGAUCGCCGCCCAGAAAGUUUGCUGGUUGAUCUCUGGUCGGAGCGCUUUCCAGACCCGUUCCGAGUGCUAGAACAGAUCCCAUUUGAACUUGACAAAGAAGACGGCGUGGCACUCUCUCCAGCAAGGGUGGACUGGAAAGAAACGCCAGAGGGUCAUGUUAUAAUGUUAGAUGUGCCGGGAUUAAAGAAGGAAGAGCUGAAAAUCGAGGUGGAGGCGAACCGAGUUCUGAGAGUGAGUGGAGAGAGGAAGAGGGAAGAAGAGAAGAAAGGGGAUCAUUGGCACAGAGUUGAGAGGUCUUACGGAAAAUUUUGGAGGCAGUUCAGGCUGCCAGAGAACGUGGAUUUGGACUCUGUCAACGCCAAGUUGGAGAAUGGGGUUCUCACUUUGACACUGGCCAAGUUAUCCCCUGAUAAGAUCAAAGGCCCUAAGGUGAUUAGCAUCGCUAGCACUGGAGGACAUGAGGACGAACCUGCCCAGCUCAAGGCUAGUGAGGUCAAGCAAGAGCUUUAAAUAAUUCACUGUUAUGCAACUUUGUGGGAUGAGUGAGUCCAAAAAACAAAAAAAACUUUAUGGGAUGAGUAAAAUGAUGAUUUCGUAUCACUCUGCUUGCAACUUGCUAUUAUAAAAUAAAGUUUGUAACUGUUUCUGUUUUUUUCCCUUGAGAUGUUUUAAGUUAAUAAAACUCCCUCGUCCUGUAAAUUUGCAUGAAAACCACAUGCACCGGUAAAACUCACUCAAUUAUCUUGAUCCAAUGUAUCCAUGGUGGGAAAUAUGCCCACAUUUCUUAAGUUUUCCUCGUUGGAUAUAAUCAUAUAACAUAGGGAUCGUCAAUUUCAUGCCAUGAUCAUACAACACUUGUAUGUGAACUUAAUGUAUGUGUUUUAAGUCAAAAGAGACCAGGAGCAAAAUAAAAACAAAAAUUACAGAUAAAUCGAAUAAGUCGCAACUCAGGAACCAUCAUUAAAUAAAUGGACACAAAUAUAUUAGUAGGGUGAAAGAAAGGAGCUUUUGUCAAACCUGUCGAGUGCAUCUAGGAAUUGUACCUGUCUGCAAUAUAAAGCCAUGCCCACUUUAG
Prunus mume (Japanese apricot) is the source of this 1498-nucleotide messenger RNA. RefSeq names its product HSP20-like chaperones superfamily protein (gene ATHSP22.0). The record is from RefSeq and is a predicted model, not a curated record. NCBI's taxonomy places the organism in Eukaryota, Viridiplantae, Streptophyta, Magnoliopsida, Rosales, Rosaceae.